AACAGGGAAGUGAACUGCACUUCCUAUUUCCUCGCGUUACUGCUGUUCAGUGACCCAGCCUGAAAACGAGAGGAUGAAAAGCGAAAGAAACGCGUCGGGCGUGAAGUUUUUCUAUGAAUAAAGUGCAUUACAGUGCAUGUUACUGUGUCUCGGGUUCGAAUCCGGUUGCGCGCACAAUGGCAGCGUCGCGCUCGCGGGCGUCGCUUUGAUUUAACCGGAACUUUUGCGUUUCUCAAGUUUUAUAGGUUGGUGGAUGAAGAGAUAUCAAGAUGAAGAAACAGUUUAACCGCAUGAAACAGCUCGCCAACCAGACCGUCGGCAGAGCAGAGAAGACAGAAGUUCUGAGUGAAGACCUUCUUCAGAUCGACCGUCGACUGGAAACGGUGCGGCAGGUCUCCCACAAUGCACACAAGAGGAUGGUCACGUGCCUGCAGGGUAACCAGGGUAUGGAUGUGGAGAAGAGACAUAAAAAGCUUCCGCUCACGGCUCUUUCCCAAUCCAUGCUGGAAGGAGGAGUUCAACUCGGAGAGGAUUCUCUAAUAGGAAAGAUGAUGGACCUGUGUGGACAGGCCGAAAGUAGACUGGCCUUCGAGCAGAGCCAACAUGAGGUUCAGAUUGAGAGGGACGUUAUAGAUCCUCUCAACCAACUUGCAGAGGUGGAUAUUCCUAAUAUCCUAAAGCACAGAAAGCAUCUAGCCAAGCUCGUGUUGGAUUACGAUUCUGCAAAAGCAAGGUAUGUCCAGGCCACAAGAGCAUUUCCUACUGCAGCAAACGCUCAAGCAAUGGCUACCAAAGUUGAUACGCUUAAAGAUGAGAUGGAUGAGGCCCAGAACAAAAUGGAAAUGUGCAAGGAUCAGCUGGCCUCAGACAUGUACAUAUUUUCAUCGAAAGAGGGAGAAUACGCCCGCUAUUAUGUUCUGUUGUUAGAAGCACAAGCUGAAUACCACAGAAAAGCUCUGGCUUGCAUUGAAAGCGCCCUGCCCAAUAUACAAUCACAGCAAGAUAAAUGGACGGAGAAACCAGCGUUUGGCACAGCUCUGGAGGAACAUCUGAAACGCAGUAACCGUGAGGUCGCUCUGCCUUUAGAAGCUUGCGUCAUGAUGUUGCUAGAGACCGGCAUGCAUGAAGAGGGUUUGUUUCGUAUCGCUGCUGGAGCGUCUAAACUCAAGAAGUUAAAGGCGGCGCUGGACUGUUCCACUUCUCAGUUAGAGGAGUUUUAUUCUGACCCUCACGCUGUAGCCGGAGCCCUGAAGUCUUACCUGCGAGAGCUGCCUGAGCCUUUGAUGAGUUAUCAGCUUUAUGACGAGUGGAUACAAGCUUCAAAUGUUUCUGACCCUGAUAAGAGACUUCAGGCACUUUGGGUUGUGUGUGACCAGUUGCCAAAGGCCAACAAAACCAAUUUUAGGUACUUGAUGAAGUUUCUCGCCAGGCUUUCUCAGGACAGCGACAUCAAUAAGAUGACCGCGAGUAACAUCGCCAUCGUACUGGGACCCAACUUGCUGUGGGCCAAGACGGAGGGAAGUCUUGCUGAAAUGGCAGCCACUACCUCUGUUCACGUGGUGUCUAUCAUCGAACUGAUCCUUCAGCAUGCAAACUGGUUCUUCCCUGAAGAUGUGGACUUCAACGUUUCAGGCAUGUUUGCUAUGCCUGGAUGCCCGGGUACCCCUGACUCCGAAGUAGGAAGCAUAGACCGAAGGCGUCCUGGCAGCCAAGGGUCAUUCGAUUCUGACAGCUCUCGCAAAGACAGCCCUGCUAACAAACAGCCGGAUCACUCCGUUCGUAGAGCUGGCACUUUACAUAAAAAGCAGCACUCCGUGCCUAACUUCCAGCCCCCUCUUCCUCCCGUUGAUCCCGGGGGGGCUCCUGUGUUUGAUCCCGCCCCUCUGUCACCCCCUAGUGGGGCUUUGGAGGCUGGGCAGGUGACUCAGACUGAGAACAGUAAUAUCAUCCGAGAAACGGCAUCCACACCUCCAUCCCUUAAAAAUGGAUCAGGCGGUGCGAGUGGAACCCCGAAUCAGUUGAAUUUGGGGACCCCUGCUUCAAGUUCCAAGGGUCCCAGUCCUUUCAUGGUGCGCAGAGGUACAAAGAAACAAGCACCUGCACCUCCUAAACUGGCACCCCCUACUGCACCGCAAGGUACCACCAAGGUAGCCCCUAACCAGACCACACCUGUGAGCGCCCCCCACCCUACCACUACACCUCGACGCCACACCCAGCCCAUUAUCCAGGCCCCCAGCCAUCCACCUCCACAACCUCCUGCGCAGAGCGCAGAAGAACCCGAAUCUUCUCCGCCCAGAACCCCCACACCACCGGAUACACCAACACAUGACACAUUCCAGACCCCAGGAUCCUCCUAUUCCACCGCAUCUCUGUCGCGCCCCAGGCCAACCCCUCGACCACGGCCCAAACCCGCGGUCCCGCCGCCACCCCAGCCAACUAGUGAAGCUGCCAACGGCGUCUGUGUUUCUGCAUCCAAGAUCAUCUCGGAUGUUUGAUGAUCUGUGCCUGAGCUGUGAUUUGAGUGACAGGCGAUGAUGGAGAUGAAUCUAUCACGGGACCAGGGCUGGACCUUGUCCCUGAGCUACCUGAGCUAGCUGAGGAUGAACCAGUAGAAACACUCCCAGAACCCCAACACCAAUCAGAAAGCACCGCCUUGUAAAGGAGGAGGAGCCUAAUAAUGGCUAUGUUCAGAAUGGAAUACUAGUAUACUAGAGUAUGCAAUAUAAAAUAACAAUGUUGCAUACUACUGCAUAGACAUCAUUUCACAAUAAUUCCCUAUGAGGAGUUUUCUUCGACCAGUGAAAAAACAGACCGUCCACUUGUCCUGCGAAUUAAUUUAGCAAAGUUAUAUAAAUGAAUAUGGUUGUAACUCGAUUGAAGCUGAUACAUAUCUAGCAUACUCAUUUGUUUAUUGUGUACAGCUCAUUUUGGCAAAUAUAGUAUUCCAAAUAUAGUAUUGCACAUCCUAUGCACAAAUAUAAAGAUUAGUAUGAAAGUAUGCCAAUCCGAACAUAAUCAUUUCCUUCAGCCCUGUUAAACAUAGUCAUGCUUCACAACCAACAAACCAUUGAGGUUUUCUAGAAGCUUCCUGGCGACUCUCUAGCCUCACAAUGCUGGCACAUUGUAAUGAUGUAAAGUCGCAAAUGCGCACAUAUUAACAUGCUAUACAAUCUCAUUGCCUCUCACACGCAUCGCAAAGUAUGGGCUUGGUUUUGAAUGUCUGAGUUAUGCGAUUUGAUUUCUUUUUUGUUUGUUGGUUGAUUGAAUAAUUCUUGUUUCUUAAUACAUUUGGAAAGAUGAUUGGGAAGAACUAUAGGAAUGGUUAUGAUGUAAGGAAAAAUAGACACGCUCGAUUUAUAAAGGCACACAUGCAGAAGUAUGUGGAGUAUUUUUUUUCUUGGGGUGCAAUACUGACUGUAAUGUAGUUUGUAUUUCAUUACAUGAUUUUCCUUAUAAAUAAAUUCCAGGGGUUUAUAAAGUUUAUCUUGGUGGGGUAUACAGUACAAUACAUUUGCCUAUUCAUCCACCAUUGAUCCGUUUAUAUGCGACCUUGGACCACAAAACCAGUCAUAAGGGUCAGUUUUUUUAUUAAGGUUUAUGCAUCAUCUGAAAGCUAAAACUAGUAUUCGAAAAUCUGGAAUAUGAGGAUACAAAAUUUUAAUGUUGAGAAAAUCGCCUUUAAAAUUGUGCAAAUAAAGUCCGACAGAUAUUAUCAAUGAUAAAUAAAUGUUUGAUAUAUUAAUGGUAGAAAAAUUACAAAAUAUCUUUUUUACUUCAUAACCUAAUGAUUUUUUUGCAUAAAAAAAAUAUCAUUUUGCCCAUGCAAUGUAUUUUUGCUUCUGCAACAAAUAUGUAUGUGAAACUAAUGACUGGUUUUGUGCCCCAUACUUUGAAAACUGUUUAAUUUUUGAAAUGACCAAAGAUAUUGCUAUUGAAAGUAUGUGAUUGUAUAUGUUGUAUAAGGGCUGUUGAGAUGUAUGUCACGAUUUAUGCUAUGCAAAAAGAGCACUGACAAUAAUGUGAAACGUUUUAAGGAUCCAUUGAGCUCAGGAAACAUACAGCCAGAAAGCCAAAGUCAUUUUAUCUCUCUAGAUGGAGUUUGUAUCUUUAUUUCUGUGGUUAUGUACCUUUACGGUGUUCUUAAUUGUACAUAUUGAUUUCUUUUUCUCCUGCACUGUUGUUUAUCACAUUAUGCAGUGCCUAAGAUGAACAAUCGUUUGUUUUUCGACACAGCAGCUUUUUUCUAAUUAUAUAUCUAAUAAAAUGGCAAACAAUU
Paramisgurnus dabryanus is the source of this 4276-nucleotide messenger RNA. It is a transcript of the gene arhgap17b, whose product is annotated as Rho GTPase activating protein 17b. Gene Ontology annotation, molecular function: GTPase activator activity; protein binding. The record is from RefSeq and is a predicted model, not a curated record. Lineage: Eukaryota; Metazoa; Chordata; Actinopteri; Cypriniformes; Cobitidae. Gene Ontology annotation, cellular component: cytoplasm; intracellular anatomical structure; cytosol. Gene Ontology annotation, biological process: signal transduction; regulation of Rac protein signal transduction; regulation of actin cytoskeleton organization.